AGCACGGAUGCCGCGUCCUCACACCCACGAUCCCGGGCUGAGCUGGCUGUCCCCCAUGUGGAGCUGCCGCCGCUUCAGAGAGCCGAUGUCGCAGGAGAGCGACGUGCAGGAGCGGCCGGAGAGUCGUGAAGAAGAUGACAGAAAAGUAAGAAGGAGAGAAAAGAAUCGAGUUGCUGCACAGAGGAGCCGGAAGAAGCAAACUCAGAAAGCAGAUAAACUUCACGAGGAAUAUGAGUCUCUUGAGCAAGAAAAUACCUCCCUAAAAAGAGAAAUUGGAAAGCUAACAGAUGAAAUGAAACACUUGAGUGAAGUGUUGAAGGAUCAUGAAAAGAUCUGUCCACUAUUGCACUGCACCAUGAACUUUGUGACCAUACCAAGGCCUGAUGCACUUGCCAGCUGCCUACCAAGAUGAGUGCUCUCCUCAAUCACCUCUCAAUGUGAUGUGUGAAAGUGCCAUUAACAGGAGGUUUCAAGAACUGCCUGGUUCUUUCAUUGAAGAGGGCUGGACUCUACCAUGCAGUUACAGUCUUCUGAAUCUCAGGAAAACACCAGUAUGGAAAAAAAAGACAAUUUGAACAGCAGCUUCUAACUUGGUAGACUCUUCAAGCCAUGGUUUUGCCUUUGGAAAUGUCAAAGUGCGGUGCAGCCCACUAUGGAGCGAUGGAGUGUAGACAGGGAAAAGUACCGACCUCAGCCUGGGAUGCCUUUCUCCCACACAUCCACUGCCAGUAGCCCUUUGUCACUUGUCACCCAUGCAUGUCAUGAUCUGGCUGAUGGGUUUUAUCUCUCUAAACAGUUUUGGUUAAUAAAAGUGGUGUCUCAUCUCUAUAAUGUUCUCCACCUUCUUCAGUAAUUGUUGUCCUUGUAGCAUCUCUGCUUUUCAUUUGCUGGUCAAUGCCAAAAUCUAAUGCUAAUCUUCCUGUUAGUUCUAUUGUUUGCUUAUUGCCUCUUCAUUGCUUCCUCUUUUGAAGUGUGUGUAACAAAAGAGUUUUCAUAGUCUUUGAUAUUCCAAAUCAUCAGCCCUGCUAGCAUUAGUCCUUGGAGUGUUUUAUAUCCUAAAAUACGGCUUGGUCAUUUUCUGAUGGUGAUUGUCUGUUCUGUGUGGAAGAAACAGAGUUUGAUGGUUUUAAACAUUGUUUUAAAAAACAGAUUUUAAAAUUUACUCUUUUAAUGCACCCACUGGAAAUGAACAAGUUUCUUCAUCCUUCCUUCAUCUUGCUUAUUACCUCUGGAAGAUUAGGUCUGUGGAUUGAGUUUUUGCUAAGCAUUUUGUUCUAUGUCCACACUGAAGGUGUUUGAUAAUUGCUUGAAAGAAAACAUUCUGUUUUCUUUUUUAGUUACAAAAAGGAAGCACGAUUGCAAUAUUAUUGAGAAAUACACAGAAAAAUGUGUUUACUUUCUCUGAAGAUUCCUAAUAGUGUCAACCUCUUGAAAUGUGGAUGCUGUAGCUUGGGAACCAGCAAAGAGUCUUUUUCUCACAGUAUUUCACAGUUAAAGAGCACCUUUGGAUAAUAAAAAUCUCCUCCCCA
Messenger RNA from Serinus canaria (Common canary), 1529 nucleotides. It is a transcript of the gene BATF3, whose product is annotated as basic leucine zipper ATF-like transcription factor 3. The record is from RefSeq and is a predicted model, not a curated record. The transcript has 3 exons. The coding region runs from base 8 to 412 and encodes 134 amino acids. Gene Ontology annotation, molecular function: DNA-binding transcription factor activity, RNA polymerase II-specific; RNA polymerase II cis-regulatory region sequence-specific DNA binding. Gene Ontology annotation, biological process: regulation of transcription by RNA polymerase II. Gene Ontology annotation, cellular component: nucleus. NCBI's taxonomy places the organism in Eukaryota, Metazoa, Chordata, Aves, Passeriformes, Fringillidae.